Molecule: messenger RNA, 771 nt
Organism: Colletotrichum graminicola M1.001
Lineage: Eukaryota; Fungi; Ascomycota; Sordariomycetes; Glomerellales; Glomerellaceae
Exons: 2
Coding region: 1-771 (256 amino acids)
Source: RefSeq, a predicted model, not a curated record
AUGAUUCUACUAAUUUUCAACGGUUUCUUCAUUAUCGGGUCUCUGGUUAUUGGUCACUUCGCACUCUACACCACCGAUGGCGGCAAGACCUACACACCCAUGCCCGUCUCGCGCUUCAGCGCCUACUAUAACCUCGGUGAAACCCCGGCCGAGGUCGCCAUCCCCCAGAAUCUGAAGAUGGUCGCCGGCGAUGCCGAGGCCCUGACCCAGGAUGCGAUGAUCACCGAAGCCCAGUCCUCGUGGGGCUGUGAGAACGGGGAAGGCGAGAGCCUUGACGCCAACGGUUUCCCCAGCACGACCUGCGGCACUCACGUGCAUCAGCUCCUCUUCUUCCCCCAGUGUGUCAACACCGAGACCCUCGAGACCACCUACAAGGACCGACGUGGCGGCACCUGCCCGAGUGGCAUGAAAUCGAUGCCCCAACUUCGGUUCUCCAUCCGGUAUGACGUGCGUAAGGUCCUCCCCAAUGGCUGGACCGGCACCGCGCCUUUCAAGCUCUCAUGCGGCCCUGCGUGGUGCUCCCACGGCGACUUUAUCAACGGCUGGACCGAGGAGGCUGCGACGAACAUGAUUGCCACCACCGAGGAAAAGAUGAAGUUUUCUGCCGUAAGCGGCGCUCUAGGGGAUGCCGGCUCUGGUCCUACCUGCAAGGCUAAAGACGCCGACCCCUCACACGGCACCGGCGACUACGCUAAGAGCGUUGCCGUUAUGAGCAAGCGCGAUGUUGAUUCUUCGGGAUGGUCCUCCAAGUCGCGAUAUGUUCGUGCAUGA